AUGGUCAAGCUCUCGCUCCUCGUAACCAGCCUUGUGGCUUCCAGCGCACUAGCUGCGCCCAGCGCGCCCGCGGGGCCCAAGACUCGGACACAGGCAGAAAACGAGCUGGAAGCCCGGCAAGGCUACUACUUCCAGAACUGGUCCGAGGGCGGCAGCAACGUCCGCUGCCAGAACGGCGGAGGGGGCUCCUACACAGUCAGCUGGAACAGCAAGGGCGGCUUCGUGUGCGGCAAGGGCUGGAGCUACGGAGGUUCCAGAACCAUCCGAUACACAGGCACGUACAACGCCACGGGCCCGGGCUACCUGGCCAUCUACGGCUGGACGCGCAACCCGCUGAUCGAGUACUACAUCAUCGAGUCGCACGCCGACCUGGCGCCCAACGAGCCGUGGACGUCCAAGGGCAACUUCACCGUCGACGGCGAGGGCGACUACGAGGUCUUCACCAGCACGCGCGUCAACAAGCCGUCCAUCGAGGGCACCCGCACCUUCCAGCAGUACUGGAGCGUGCGCAAGGAGAAGCGCGUCGGCGGCUCCGUCACCACGCAGAAGCACUUCGACCAGUGGAAUAAGCUGGGCAUGCGCCUGGGGAACCAUGACUAUGUCAUCCUGGCCACGGAGGGGUAUACCGCGACUGGUGGGCCGGGGAGCAGUGGGCAGGCCAGUCUGACGCUGCAGUAA
Molecule: messenger RNA, 678 nt
Organism: Chaetomium strumarium
Lineage: Eukaryota; Fungi; Ascomycota; Sordariomycetes; Sordariales; Chaetomiaceae
Product: concanavalin A-like lectin/glucanase domain-containing protein
Exons: 2
Coding region: 1-678 (225 amino acids)
Biological process (GO): xylan catabolic process
Molecular function (GO): hydrolase activity, hydrolyzing O-glycosyl compounds
Source: RefSeq, a predicted model, not a curated record